UCUGCCCUCUCACUACUCCUCUCCCAUCGUGCUGUGCACCCCUAUACAUCAAAAUGGGCAAGCUCGUCCCUCCUCCGCCCAGCUAUCGUGACGACCCUGAAGCAGUGUCGCUUCACACAACACCAGACGACUAUGCCUACACUGACCUUCCAGAACCCUCUGGCCUGCCUCCCUCCUACAGCGACAGCGAAGCCAGCAACCAUGUUCCCGCCUCAGCGAUUCCCAUCCGCCAUGUGGCGCCACCGUCGACGCGAACAAACCACGACCGCCCCAGCUUCAAGUUGGGCAAGCCCUGCGUAGUCGAGACAGUCGAUGUCAUGGAGCCCACCUACGACACCGACCCAGACCAACUCGAAGAGGCAAUCCGCGCCUACGCCAACUCGGCCCCCGUUCCCCUCAUCUACAUAAUGGGCACGCACAAGGAAACAGUCCGCAAAAACGACAACAAGAGAGACACGCACCACGUAACAGACUUCCGCAUCGUAAUCAACCUCCAACACUACCUCCACCCAAACUUCGACCCCUCCGACACCUCCCCAAUGUCCCUCGUCACCGUCCCCAACGGCGAAAAAACCCACCGCGGCACCAUCCUCGCCCACCGCGCCCCCGGCGUAAAAAGCGACCUAGAAAUCGGCACCAAACCCGCACCUUCGCUCACCGAAUGGUGCCACCGCUACUGCGCCUCCCCCCGCAUGCUCCGCAUCUUCCGGCUGCGCCGCCAAAUCACCGGCCUCGAAGAAACGCAGCUCAGAAACCGGAUCAUCGGGCUGCUCCGCUCCACCAACUACCGGGGCAACAUCAGCGUCACGUUCCCCGUCGAAGAAGCAAACAUUGACAUCUACACCUCGAACCGCAUCAAUACGCUCCGUCUAAAAACGUGGGUCUGCUGGCUCUUCUACCUGUCUUUUCUCUGGAUCUUCUCGUGGCCAUUCUUGUUCUUUGCCACGAGAAGGUACGCCGUUAUUAGGGCCGAGUGGCCGUUUUCGACGACGGAUGAGCGCGGCGUGAAGAGGUAUACGACGGUGAGCGAGGAGCAGUGGUUUGAGACGUGGAAGGUGGCGGUUCGCCGGUUGGCUCUGGAGCGGUUUCAGGGAGAGGCGACUGAGGAGAUGAUGAGGCGGGUUAUGGCGAGAGAUGAGGAUCCGCAGAUGCCGGGGUCGCUGACGGGGCAUGCGGGCGCGGACGGGGCCUUGAGUGUGUUGAGUGAGGGGUUGAGGGUUACGAGGUUGAUGCAAGGGGGUUGCGAGGUCAACUUGAGUUUUGGGAGAGCGAGGAAUGUGCAUGGUGGUGGGUGGGGAUACGAUUGUUAACCGUGUGUGUAUGAGGAGUUUUUUUUUCUCCCAUACCGUCCCGGUUUUUCAUUUAAGCGUUCUAAUCUUUCCGACUUGUUGUUUGAAUCAUUUCCAACAAUCUUUUUAUUCACGCCCA
Molecule: messenger RNA, 1428 nt
Organism: Bipolaris maydis ATCC 48331
Lineage: Eukaryota; Fungi; Ascomycota; Dothideomycetes; Pleosporales; Pleosporaceae
Source: RefSeq, a predicted model, not a curated record